This is a messenger RNA of Toxorhynchites rutilus septentrionalis, 1748 nucleotides long. RefSeq lists its product as uncharacterized. Gene Ontology annotation, biological process: proteolysis. The record is from RefSeq and is a predicted model, not a curated record. The coding region runs from base 125 to 1672 and encodes 515 amino acids. The transcript has 3 exons. Lineage: Eukaryota; Metazoa; Arthropoda; Insecta; Diptera; Culicidae. Gene Ontology annotation, molecular function: zinc ion binding; aspartic-type endopeptidase activity; nucleic acid binding.
GGAUAGGCAAGCGGACGUGUUUUAUUGAAGGGUGUUAAAAUGAAGAAGUCAUUAAAACUGAUUGAUAAACGCGUUGUGUAUAAUUUAUCUGAAGAAAGUAACCCCUCUACAUCUGGCGACGAGGAUGGCGAAAAUUAUUGAUGGUGCGCGAGCGCUUCCGGCAUUCCGAUGCGAAGAAAUAGAGAAAAAUCAUUUGGCGAAGGAAUGGAAGGCUUGGAAAACGGCACUGGAAAUAUACUUCGACGCGUACGAUAUUACGGAUCAACGAAAAAUGAGAGCGACAUUGUUGCAUUUGGGCGGACAGCAGCUGCAGCGUGUGUAUGAGAGCCUACCGGAUAGCGACAAGCUUCCAAUAGUGGCAACGAAGGCAAACUGGUAUGACGUAGCUAUAGAAAAACUGGACGCAUAUUUUGAGCCAGGUCGUCAAUAUAUACUAGAGCGCUGUCGAUUGAGGAGUAUUAAACAGGAACGAAAUGAGCGAUUUUCACACUUCGUGAUGCGAAUUAGACAGCAACUAUCGGAUUGUGGAUUCGAGAAAUACAGCGCUGAAAUAAAAGAAGUUUUAACAGUGAUUUUCAUUAUAGAUACUAUUAUUGAAGGUUGUGUUUCUGAUGAACUGCGGCGUAGAAUUCUACAGAAGGAUAGAUCUUUAUCGGAAAUAAUAGAAAUGGGCGCGAUGAUGGAAGGAAUCGAGCAGCAGAUUAAAGACAUCGAUAAAUUGAAAACACAGAACCAUACAUCAGAAACAGAGAAGAUCUUCCAAGUUAAGUCGGAACCAAUCAUGAAAAAUCGGAGAUCGUUCACGGAUAGAAGCUCAAUGUACGAUAUCAAGAAUUCUAAGCCAAGCGAAAGGUCCGUCAUAUGUUAUCGCUGUGGAACGAACGGUCAUAUCGGAACGUCAGAAAUUUGCAAAGCACGCAACCAGGUUUGCCGACGGUGUAAGAAAGUUGGACAAUUUGAAGCAGUAUGUCGGAAGAGUACUUUUGGAUCAAUCGGUGCAUCGAAGAUAAUAAAACCCAAGAGAAUUCGUUUAAUUGGAAGUAACGACAUUCAACAACCGCAAAAGUUGGAAAAAUCAGAUGACAAAUCUCCGGACGAAUCACGUGAUUCGAAGAUGUACUACUGUUUCUACGGAGGGAAUGAAUCGAAUGUCGUGGACUGCAACGUAGGUGGUAUUCCUCUCAAACUAUUGGUGGAUUCGGGCUCCGAUAUCAAUGUGAUACACAAGGAAGCUUGGACGCUUCUCAAACAACGAUGUAUCAAGGUUAUCAACUCACAGAAGGGUUCUUCACAAAUCAUUAAAGGGUAUGGAUGUGACAUACCACUGCGGAUUUUGGGAACAUUUGAGGCUGAAAUAUCAAUAGCAUCACGGACAAUACUGGCGAAAUUUUUCGUCGUAGAGGAAGGUCAACGCUGUAUCCUAGGCGAUGCCACGGCAAAAGAGCUGGAAAUUUUAAAAGUUGGUGUUGGUUUGAAUCAGUUAGAAAAACGUGACGUUCCUUUUGGGAGAAUCAAAGAUGUACAAGUACAAAUACAUAUGGAUUCCUCUUUCAAGCCAGUAUUUCAGCCGGUACGACGCGUUCCCAUUCCAUAUGAGGCUGCUGUCAAUAAGAAGUUGGAUGACCUUCUUGCAAAAGACAUUAUUGAGGUAAAAACAGGUCCAACGACGUGAGUGUCCCCUUUGGUAAUAGUGGGUAAAGCUAAUGGUGAGCCUCGUGUGUGUCUGGAUCUGAGAAGGGUUAAUGAGG